Messenger RNA from Penaeus vannamei (Pacific white shrimp), 2354 nucleotides. The record is from RefSeq and is a predicted model, not a curated record. NCBI's taxonomy places the organism in Eukaryota, Metazoa, Arthropoda, Malacostraca, Decapoda, Penaeidae.
AGCGGGCAACAAGUGGCACCCGCGUUGGCACUCGUCUCGGCAGUCUGUGUGUAGCAUUCACAGUCGUGGGAUUGCGUGUGGCGUGUGGCUCUCCGUGGCCCGUUCUCGCUGUAUACUCCCUCGCGCCUUUUGUGACACUCGAGCUGAAGGAAAAAAGACAUUAUUUCCCAUUCUUUGUUGGUGAAUAUCGUGGCGACCGCUCUGUACGCCAUAGUUCGUGAUGAAGAAGACAUAUAUAUAAUCUCUUCUGCUGGAGCGUUCUUUAACGAAAAUGAAGAAUAUAUGUGUGAUUUUGUGGUAAAAAGAGGGUUUGUCUUCGCUUCUUGGACGUGCUGAGGCCCUUUCUGUGCGAACUGGGAGACAGUUUAAUCGACGAAAAAUGAAAACUUGCAAGAAGACCACAACCCUAGAUGGAAGGACAAACCCAUAACACCAAAACCACUGGUGUGUUACAAAACACAUAAACAAACAAACCUAAAAGUAAAGAAACAUUAACAAACCCUUAACCCUAUAGAAAAAAAUAAAUAAAACUUGAAAAAAGAAUUGAAAAAAGUACAAUCCAAUCCACAACGAAGGAUGACGAACGACGGAGAACACAUGGUCGUCAACAACAAAGAUGGCGACGGCAGCGGCGAGUGCGCGUGCGCGGCCGCCACCGAAAACAGCUGUUCGACCAAGGCUGAAGUGCCGUCGUCCCUUCCGCUGGUGUCCGACAAGGGCAUGAAACCGCCUGCCAAGAACUGCUUCAGAUUAGUGAUUCUCGGGUCGUCGCGGGUGGGGAAGACUUCGCUUGUGUCCAGAUUCCUAAGCAAUAAAUUCAUCCACUAUAUUCCUAAGCAACAAAUCUCCACAUAUCCUAAGCAAUUAAAAUUCAUCCACUAUUGCAAGAUUCUCAUCCACAUCCUCCUCUUCGACAGAUUCCUUAAGCCAAUAAAUCGAUGGAUCUCUCCCUCCGACUCUCUCCCCGCAGGUGACCUGUUCGUGCUCGUCUUCUCGUGGGACUCUCAGGAAUCUUGGGAGGAGGUGGUCCGCCUUCGGGAGCAGAUCCUCGAGACCAAGAUGUCGGCGUCGGCGAACUGCAGCGGGAGCAGGAAAAAGCGCGCAUCGCCGAGGGUUCCUAUGGUGAUCGCCGGCAACAAGUGCGACCGGGAACAGAUGAGCGCGUCCUUAGAGGAGGUCCAUGCCUUCGUCUCGUCCCUGAGCUGCUGCGCCUACGUCGAGACCUCCGCCAAGAAGGACCACAACGUCGAUAAGCUCUUCUACGAGCUUUUCGUCCUCGCCAACCUACCCAUGGAGAUGUCGCCGGCACUGCAUAAGCGCGUGUGUCCCGGACAGCCCUCGCAGGAGUCGUCCCCCGGCUUCGGCAGCCGCCACCGGGGCCUGUCCAUCCGGCGGCGGCUGAGCGAGGCCUACGGCAUGGUGGCGCCCAACGUCCGCCGCCCUUCCAUCCGCACCGACCUCCUCAUCCUCCGAGCCAAGACGUCGCUUCACCUCACCGGCAUCGACGCCUUCACGGACAAGAAGCCGCGGCGGGAGGUCUCCUGCGUCAUCCAGUGAGCGAGAAGCCGACGCGCCGGUUCCUCCGCUCCCUCGGCCGCGCGCGCGCGUGUGUCUCUCCUGCCGGGGGAUGCUCGCGAGGGGGAAGAAGUGGUCCUCUUGGGUAAUUUAAAAGAACCUAGGAUUUAAUUUCGCUAUGAUUGGAGAUCCUGUUACGACGACCUCGCUGGUGUCUCGUGUCGCUGGCCGGUGCUCCCCCCCCCUUCCCUGAUCCCACGUCCUCGGCCCCGGAGGUCAGAUGUGGCACAGUCCCCCGAGAAAUUGAAACGUGUCCCGCACAUGUUGCUAUCACCUGAGAGAUGUAUAUUUCGAUGUCAUUGUUUCACUACAUUUUAUCUACGAUGAUCCACAUUCCCAUUUAUUAUACUGUGUGUUAUAUACUUAUAUAGUACAUAUAUAUUUAUGUAUGGCAUACUUGUCUCGGAGAAAUCUCGUACUCUCGUGUAUUGGAAAAAAAAAACAAAUCACUCUUUAUUUCUUUUCUUCAUCAGCUUAACAGCAGUCGACAGUUUCUUUGAGAAUGAAAUAUGCUAUAAAUAGAAACAAUGUAUAUUUUUUUGUAUUUAGGUACACAGAUGCAGAGGUAUUUUAUUGGCAGCUUUGUUAUAACUAGAUCUCCCGGCGGCGCUUGUGUGUAUGUGUGUGGAGGUGUGCGUAGGAGGCCGAGUGAGUGGGUAGGGAGUAUGUAAUUCCAGUGAUUUAGCAUUCUUUUCUUUUUUCUCUUUGCUGACUGCGUUGGAGACUGGAUGUAGCAGGAUGUAGAUGAGAGAGAGAGAGAGAGAGAGAGAGAGAGAGAG